Molecule: messenger RNA, 1538 nt
Organism: Paramormyrops kingsleyae
Lineage: Eukaryota; Metazoa; Chordata; Actinopteri; Osteoglossiformes; Mormyridae
Gene: ift27
Product: intraflagellar transport 27 homolog (Chlamydomonas)
Molecular function (GO): GTPase activity; GTP binding
Source: RefSeq, a predicted model, not a curated record
UCGGUUGCUAAGAGACGCCUAGCUAAGCUAAGUAACAGGACUAAACUUGAUUUCGAGAAUGUUUUACCAAAAAUAAAACGAUUAGAGAUACAUUUUGGGGUUCGUGCUGACGAAUUUUGUAUUUUUAUGAACCGCAUUAUACCAUGGUGAAGCUGAGAGCGAGGUGCAUUGUAGUCGGAGAUUCGGCCGUGGGGAAAAGUGCCCUGAGUCAGAUGUUCCGCAGCGACGGAGCCCAUUUCCAGAGGAACUACAGCAUGACUGCGGGAGUGGAGCUUCUGGUGAAAUCUGUGAAUAUCCCAGACAGCAGCGACAGUGUGGAGCUGUUCAUUUUCGACUCUGCUGGGAAGGAGACCUUCGCAGAACCAUGUGAGAAGCUGUGGGGGCAGCCGUCAGUGCUGUGCCUAGUCUUUGAUCUGACCAGUGAGGCGUCGUUCAGGAAUUGCGGUCGCUGGUUGGAGCGGGUGAGGACAAACAGCCAGGGCCAGCAAGUCCCAGGGGUGCUCGUGGGCAACAAGUCGGACCUCUCGUCGCGGCGGGAGGUGGAGAAGGCCGUGGCCCAGAACUGGGCCCAAAGCCAGGGCCUAGAGUACCACGAGACCUCGGCUAAGGAGACUGAGAACUGCGAAGCCCCCUUUGUCAGUCUCGCCCAAGCUUUCUACAGCAUGUACCAGGACCGGAUUCAGGUGAUCCACAGCCUGGCCUAAAUCUGCAAAUCCCGCACACUCUCCACACCCAAAAGUAACAUAAACCUGGACUGGAAUCUUCCGCCAUGGCUUUCAGGAGCUUUGAAGUGCAGAGACUUCAGUGUCAUUCUGUUAAUGAAUUUCUGUAUAUUUAUAAUUUUGUAAUUCUAUUUGAGCUUUUACAUCACUAAAUUUGUUGUUGUCAGACUCUUAUUAAAAAGCGAGUUGUUUUUGUUACCAUUGGUGGCGUUUUUUGAUCAACCAGUAACAGCACUUGCCAUGACAGCCUCUGAUGCACUGUAGACUUCAUCUCGUAAUGAAUGUUUUUUCUCGGUGGUGGAUAAAGGGGUGUGGGUUGUAACGAAACUCUGAGCUCAGUUCUUAGGAGGUACCCUGCUGUUGGAUACCGUCAUCAUUUAACUUUGUUCAGCAAAGCAGCAGUCGUAGAAAGAGUUUAAAAUCAUGUGACCGUGAGGACGGCUUGGCAGUCUACAAAUGCCAAAGGAAAAAAAAUGAAUUUCCUCUGUUUUCCCAUUUCACUGGUUCUGCAGCAGGUCCAGCCUAGUUAAACUUUAACCCGCUGACCUGACAGAGGGCACUUGGCUGUAUUUGUGAUGUGUGCUAUGAUAUAAUGGAUUUUAAACAGUAUGUUAUAUCAUAUGCCCCAGUGCAUUGUGGGAAAACAUGUUGGCUGGUCAGAAAAAAAAACUGUGAACUUCUGUGUCCUCCUGGGAUGGUGAGAUGUUCCCAAUGUGUGUCACGUGAAAUUCCAGCACAGCACUAUAUAUCCUUGGAUAUUUUCAGAAGUUCCGCCUUUGGCCAAUAAUGAAAAUAAAGUUAUUCUCAAAUUUAAUU